AUGGAUAUUUUUCAUAUUAAAAACUGUCGUUUUUCUCUAGCAAACCUCACAUCAAUAAUUCUUUUGUUAUCUUCAUUUUUGAUUUCUAAUGUCAAAUCUUUGCCAUCUCCAUUCUCUUCUUCAGCUAGAAUUAUCCCUACAUGUUCCACCGUUUCCUUUACAUCUUUUUCACAACCUUCAUCCAACAAUAUUACUGAUUUACCUUUUACCACCAAUGUUUCUGAAUCAGACUAUACCAUAUAUUUUAUUGAUGCAUUCAUACUAGUACUAGAUAUUUGUAUCGGAAUUUAUGUUUUUUCUUUACAUAGAAAUAUGAAAAAUAGAGAUAUAAAAGAAUUCGAAUUCACUUCAAUGGUUUUACUUACCUUUUUAAGUAUGAUUCUUAGCACACUUGGAAUGAUCACUGGGAUCAUUGGGUUUGACGAAGAAGCUGGACCCGGUGCAAUAAUACAAGGAGUAGCAGUUGUGCUUUUUUGGGCGUAUCUGGGUUUAAAUAUAAUAAUAGGAAGGAAGUUAGGUUUUAGUAAUUCAAAUAUUUUAGACGAAGACCUUACAGUAUGCGAAGAAGACCGUAUAAUCUCCACAGCUUUCGUGAUUUUAUUAAAUGCGGUUCGUUUGUAUGUUACUACAAAAAACCUCAAUUUUUUUAUUAUUGAGAUUUUUAAAGUAAUUGCAAUUUUGAUCAGUAAUUAUAUUGGAUUUCUAAAACCAAUAACAUUGGCUAUACCAUCAAUUAUCCAAGGCGUGAUUUUAUUACAUCUUGAAGGCGAUGAUGUCAUCACAAGUAGACACUUGGUAUGGUUUGCAAUUAGUUUACCUUCAGUAAUAGCUUUGCUUAUUCCAUUGCUUGCCGCAGCUAAUGGAGGAGUGGUCGUUGGUGCAGCAUACGGGAUUUACGCAUUAACGACAUGUCCUGAUGUGGUUUUAAAAAGAUUGGAUGGACAACAACCUUGGAAUAAAAUCAAGCAACAUCAAAAUUAUAAACUUAUGACGAUUAAUAAAGAGUUUUUCGACUCUCGUAAAGGUUUAGAGUCACCUUCAAAACGUUAUUAA
Entrophospora candida is the source of this 1053-nucleotide messenger RNA. Lineage: Eukaryota; Fungi; Glomeromycota; Glomeromycetes; Entrophosporales; Entrophosporaceae. The record is from the annotation of a GenBank genome assembly.